GCCAACAACGUCCCAAAAAAAAAAAAAUCUUGCUUUUCUUUUUUUCUAUUCCCACAUUUUCUCCGCAACCAAGCAGGGUCUUAGUGUUUCCAUCACGGAACUGGUUUUCUCUCUCAGAUCGAAGAGAAAAUUGAUAUGGGGUUCUUGGUAACAACCCUAAUUUUCGUAGUGAUUGGGAUCAUUGCGUCUCUGUGCACUAGAAUUUGCUGCAACAGAGGACCCUCUACUAAUUUGUUCCACCUAACAUUGGUUAUUACAGCAACAGUCUGCUGUUGGAUGAUGUGGGCGAUUGUAUAUCUUGCGCAGUCGAAACCGCUCAUAGUCCCAAUUCUGAGUGGAGAAUGAAGUUGUGUUGAACACCAUACGGUGUGCAUUAUUGGUAAAACAACAGUAUGAGUUAUGGAUUGGCUAGCAAAGGAUCUAAUUUUGGUUUCUUGCGUCAUUCGGUAUCUUCUUGUGUGUAAUUCUUGUCGGAGCAUGAAUCUUGAACUGGUUUUGCAUUGUUGCUCAACAUUUCAUGCAAUAAAAUUGUUAUAUAUUUACCCUUCA
Molecule: messenger RNA, 549 nt
Organism: Alnus glutinosa
Lineage: Eukaryota; Viridiplantae; Streptophyta; Magnoliopsida; Fagales; Betulaceae
Product: V-type proton ATPase subunit e1
Exons: 4
Coding region: 136-345 (69 amino acids)
Biological process (GO): proton transmembrane transport
Cellular component (GO): proton-transporting V-type ATPase, V0 domain
Molecular function (GO): proton-transporting ATPase activity, rotational mechanism
Source: RefSeq, a predicted model, not a curated record